Molecule: messenger RNA, 870 nt
Organism: Pisolithus orientalis
Lineage: Eukaryota; Fungi; Basidiomycota; Agaricomycetes; Boletales; Pisolithaceae
Exons: 5
Coding region: 106-492 (128 amino acids)
Source: RefSeq, a predicted model, not a curated record
AUUUCCUUGUCUUUCGCUUGUGCGUGUAUUGUCUUUCGCUUCGAAGAAGACGUCGCCAACAACAUCUAUUCGCUUGCGAGUCUUCAAAUACUCGGCCAGAUAGCCAUGAUUUUCUACCUCUCCCUUCUCGCGGCCCUGGCGUUGCUGGUAAUGCUUGGGUACCACUACCGUUCCGCCAUCCUUCCCCAUGUUCCCGCCAAGGUCAGGUCGAUGUUCCCAAGCUUGAGCCAUUAUACCCCCCUGUCGACUUUCUCCGGUCAGGCCCAAGCUGGUCUGUCUUCGUCCAUGUUCGACAUCGAGGCAAACAUCAGGGAUGGUGACUCGCGAGCUGGCCUCGACGAACGUGGUACCCAGGAAGUACUGGAAAUAAUGCGGAGGGAACGAGUCGACUUUGACCAGGCUAGGUUGAUUCGCCACAACCAAUUCCUUGCCCGGAAUGGUAUCGACCCCUCUGGUAUGCCCCUGGAUUCCAAGGCUGUAACGAGGCUAUGAUCGCGGACACUUCUUUGCUUUUCAUAUUUCAUCUCAUCACUUCAUAUUACCCUCAUUCAUGCAUGAUAUAUCUAUUCACCUACGCUCCUUCGUCUUCACAAUCCGGUGUUUCAAUGUUGUCAUGGACUGUAUCUACUGUGGAUCGAUAUAUGUUUUGUUGUCUUCGCUUGAGGGGCUGGUGAAUAUCUCGGUGGAUGGAUUGACAUGUCUUACUGUUGUUCACUAGGCCAAUUUUUGGACGGCAAGCUACAAAGCAGGUGCAUAUUAAAAUGAACAGCAAGUCCCAACGGUUUUGUCAACAGUGCGUCUUGACGAUGUACUACAAACUACGAAGUGAUGCUGCUUUCUUUGGAACUCCACACCGCUCGCUGAGGGAAC